This is a messenger RNA of Myotis davidii, 5356 nucleotides long. It is a transcript of the gene EPB41L1, whose product is annotated as erythrocyte membrane protein band 4.1-like 1. Gene Ontology annotation, cellular component: plasma membrane; cytoskeleton. The record is from RefSeq and is a predicted model, not a curated record. Gene Ontology annotation, biological process: cortical actin cytoskeleton organization. The transcript is spliced from 24 exons. Bases 10 to 4893 code for a protein of 1627 amino acids. Gene Ontology annotation, molecular function: actin binding; structural molecule activity. NCBI's taxonomy places the organism in Eukaryota, Metazoa, Chordata, Mammalia, Chiroptera, Vespertilionidae.
AGCCUAGACAUGGACGAAAAGGACAACGGGGAGGCUGAUGGCCUGUCAGAGAGGACCACGCCCAGCAAGGCCCAGAAAUCGCCCCAGAAGAUUGCCAAGAAAUACAAGAGUGCUAUCUGCCGAGUCACUCUGCUCGAUGCCUCUGAGUAUGAGUGUGAGGUGGAGAAACAUGGCCGGGGCCAGGUGCUGUUUGACCUGGUCUGUGAGCACCUCAACCUCCUGGAGAAGGACUACUUUGGCCUGACCUUCUGUGAUGCUGACAGCCAGAAGAACUGGCUGGACCCCUCCAAGGAAAUCAAGAAGCAGAUCCGGAGCAGCCCCUGGAAUUUUGCCUUCACAGUCAAGUUCUACCCCCCUGACCCUGCCCAGCUGACAGAAGAUAUCACAAGAUAUUACCUGUGCCUGCAGCUGCGGGCAGACAUCAUCACAGGCCGGCUGCCCUGCUCCUUCGUCACGCACGCCCUGCUGGGCUCCUACGCCGUGCAGGCGGAGCUGGGCGACUAUGAUGCCGAGGAGCAUGUGGGCAACUACGUCAGCGAGCUCCGCUUCGCCCCCAACCAGACCCGAGAGCUGGAGGAGAGGAUCAUGGAGCUGCACAAGACAUACAGGGGCAUGACCCCAGGAGAAGCAGAAAUCCACUUCCUGGAGAACGCCAAGAAGCUUUCCAUGUACGGAGUAGACCUGCACCAUGCCAAGGACUCUGAGGGCAUUGACAUUAUGUUAGGAGUCUGUGCCAAUGGCCUGCUCAUCUACCGGGACCGACUGAGGAUCAACCGCUUCGCUUGGCCCAAGAUUCUCAAGAUCUCCUACAAGAGGAGUAACUUCUACAUCAAGAUCCGGCCCGGGGAGUAUGAACAGUUCGAGAGCACAAUUGGCUUUAAACUCCCAAACCACCGGUCAGCCAAGAGACUGUGGAAGGUCUGCAUUGAGCAUCACACAUUCUUCCGGCUCGUGUCCCCUGAACCCCCACCCAAGGGCUUCCUGGUGAUGGGCUCCAAGUUCCGGUAUAGUGGGAGGACCCAGGCACAGACCCGCCAGGCCAGCGCCCUCAUCGACCGGCCCGCUCCCUUCUUCGAGCGUUCCUCCAGCAAACGGUACACCAUGUCCCGCAGCCUUGAUGGAGCGGAGUUCUCCCGCCCAGCCUCGGUCAGUGAGAACCACGACGCAGGACCUGAUGGUGACAAGCGGGAGGAAGACGGCGAGUCUGGGGGGCGGCAGUCAGAGGCCGAGGAGGGAGAGGUCAGGACCCCCACCAAGAUCAAGGAGCUGAAGCCGGAGCAGGAAACCACGCCGAGACACAAGCAGGAGUUCUUAGACAAGCCAGAGGAUGUUUUGCUGAAGCACCAGGCCAGCAUCAACGAGCUCAAGAGGACCCUGAAGGAACCCAACAGCAAACUGAUCCACCGGGAUCGAGACUGGGAGCGGGAACGCAGGCUGCCCUCCUCGCCCGCCUCCCCCUCCCCCAAAGGCACCCCUGAGAAAGCCAGCGAGUCCCAGAGGACCCAGGACACCUCUCAGCAGGACUUGGCACCUGAGCCUGGGACGGCCACAGGCUUGGAAGUGUUCACUCAGAAAAGCCUCGCAGCAUCUCCUGAGGGUUCAGAGCAUUGGGUAUUUAUAGAAAGGAAGUACACUAGGCCAGAAGAACUCAGUCUCCUAAAAGUGGCCGCCACGCAGCAGGAAGAAAGUGAGGCAGGCCUUGCAGAUAUCCUUGCCGAUGGCAGACUCUCCAAGGUGGAUAUCCUGGUGGACAAGUUCAAAGUUGAAGUGGCCACAGAGGAAAUGGUGGGAGCCAGAGGAGCAAACACCCAGCAAAAAGGAAGAAUGAUUGCAAGCCCUGAAGACUUCGAGUCACUGUGGGAGGAGGGCCCCCUGGUCGGGAAUGGCCCAGGAGGAGAUCCCCUGGCUGCAGGCUGCACUCUGGCAGAAAAGCUUCCUGAGGGCUCCCAGCUCAGGAUGGGCACCGGGGAGGCCACUAUCAGGAAGCGCCGGGUCUCGGGUCAGUGGGAGAGCCACGUGGAGCUAAGAAGGGAGCUGGAGGAGAUCCAGACUUGUGAAAGGCCCGCUGUCCUGGGGGCCGGGCCGGCAGAGGUGGAUGUCUCCUUUCCAACCUCUGACAAGGGAGGACUUCAGUCAUUUCUGCUGGACCCAGCCCACGAGGAAGACAGAGCCGACUCGAGUGAUGAAACCGAUACUUCCUGUGCGGAGAGGAGCUUCUAUUUCAACUAUGGAGAGAAAGAUUUUGAAGACCAAAUCCUCCCUCCACUGUUGGAGGAGAGAGGAGAGCGCCCGAAAGCCCCUCCUGGAGAUGAGACCAGGCGGGAGCUCCCGGGAGAGCUUGCAGAGAGCUCUGAGCUGAGGGCCUCUGCCCAGUGGGGCUCUCCGACAGCUUCCAGAAGGAGCAAGGAUGAAGAUGGUGAAGCUCACACAGCUUCCUUGGAGAAAGGGGUGGGGCCUCCCAGGGACCACAGAGGACCCAAUGACCUGGAGGCCUUUGACCAGCAGCUCGGUAAUGGAUCUUUUCCAGGGCAGAGAUUUGCUAAGGCUUGGGAAGAAGCAGGGUGGGGGGUGGAAGGAGAGUUUACCCACCCAGCCCCUGCCAUUACUGCAGAGGAAGAGGCCUCUGGGAGUCUAGAUUUGAUGGGAAAGGCUGAGAAAAGUCCCCCAGCAACAUGGAGGAACCACUCGCCUCACAGAGGAGCGGGUGUGUGCCCAGACUUUCCGGCCUGCGCCCUUCCAUGGACACUAGCCAAACCGGACAGAGAUAACUUCUUGCCCAAAGACAAGGGACCAGUUCACACCCAAACAGGACAACCCAUGAGGGAGCACAGCAAGGUUCACACGGAGUUUCUUCAGAUGGAGGUGAUCAACCCCCUCCCAGCCUCCCGCGGUCCCUUUCAGGCUCCUCCUGAGGACGCUUCUGCGAGCCCAGCCUCUCAUGGGUCAUGGGAGCCUUUGCAGCUUGGGGAUCCCUUUGGAGAGCAGCCCCCUGUAUUUCUCAGAGAGAGCCCAGAACCCAAGGACCAAGUAGAGCCUGUUGUGACUCUGGACAGAGGUGAGCGCAAGGCACCUCCCGUUGCCAGCAGAAAGCGCAGAGUUGUCCUUGAAGAAGUUGAGGGAGUUGCAGCUCUAAGGUUGGGGUUCCCUUCAGGGAAGCCAAAGAUGACUCCUUUCCAAGCUGGGGGCCAAGAGGGCUCCCUGGAAGACAUCAGCAAGACCUCGGUGGCCAACAAAAUUUGGAUCUUUGAGACCCAUGGAGCUGAAAGUUGGCGAGCGAGUCAGGGCGAAACAUGGGCCCUUCCAAGUGAGUUGUCUUCAGAGGCCUCCCCAGGGCAGACAGAGCAGCAGCAGAAUAAGCUUUCAGACCUGGGCUUCGUCCAACUCCCGCCCCCAGAGGACAUCGCCGGCCCCAAUGCCACGCAUUCCUCAAUGAUGUCACCCACUACCAGCCACUUCAGGGAGGGCGUUUCUACUACAUCCCACCAGGAACUCGAGCUCACGUCUCCUGAUUCGGGCUGCGAAACUACGCUGGAGGAAGCUACUGGGGGAGCUGGCCACAACAAAUCCAGAGAUGCAGUCAGGGAAGAGAAGCGCCUCGCCAGUUUAGCAGCAAAACCCCCUGGGAAAGGGGGGCGCCUGGGAUUCGUCAGCCCCUCAGGCCCUCAGAGAGCAGGGCUGAGGGAGGGCUCGGAGGAGAAAGUCAAACUACCACGUCCCAGGGCCCCAGAGAGUGACACGGGCGAUGAGGACCAGGACCAGGAGAGGGACGCGGUGUUCCUGAAGGACAACCACCUGGCCAUCGAGCGUAAGUGCUCCAGCAUCACCGUCAGCUCCACGUCCAGCCUGGAGGCAGAGGUCGACUUCACCGUCAUGGGUGACUACCACGGCAGCGCCUUCGAAGACUUCUCCCGCAGCCUGCCCGAGCUCGACCGAGACAAAAGCGACUCAGACACAGAGGGCCUGGUGUUCUCCCGGGAUCUCAGCAAGAGGGGCCCCAGCCAGGACGACGAGUCCGGGGGCAUCGAGGACAGCCCGGAUCGAGGGGCCUGCUCCACCCCGGAUAUGCCCCAGUUUGAGCCCGUGAAAACGGAAACCAUGACCGUCAGCAGCCUGGCCAUCAGGAAGAAGAUCGAGCCAGAGGCUGUGCUGCAGACCAGAGUCACCACUGUGGACACCCAGGUGGAUGGGACUGCCCUAGUGGGGAAGGAAUUCAUAACCACUGCUCCCUCCAUCACCACUGAGACCAUAUCAACCACCAUGCUGGUUCACAGAUUCCUGAGAGGGUCCAGCAACAUCAGAUCCUUCAAUGAUGACACAGAACCAAUAGCACUCAGCACCCAGGUUUUGGUGCCAGGCAGUGAUCUCCUUGGUCUUCGCAAAAACUGUGAGGAGGACGCUCUUUCUUUUCUGUGCCCUUUACAGAUGAGGAAACCAGAGUUCAGAGAGGAGAACAGUCUCAAGUCCGGGAAGGGGGCAGCUGCCAUGAUCCCAGGCCCACAGACGGUGGCCACGGAAAUCCGUUCUCUUUCUCCGAUCAUCGGGAAAGAUGUCCUCACCAGCACCUACGGCGCCACCGCGGAAACCCUCUCCACCUCCACCACCACCCAUGUUACUAAAACUGUGAAAGGAGGGUUUUCUGAGACGAGGAUCGAGAAGCGAAUCAUUAUUACUGGGGACGAAGAUGUUGAUCAAGACCAGGCCCUGGCUUUGGCCAUCAAGGAGGCCAAACUUCAGCAUCCGGACAUGCUGGUAACCAAAGCUGUCGUAUAUAGAGAAACAGACCCAUCCCCGGAGGAGAGGGACAAGAAGCCACAGGGCACCAUUUUCGUUCAUGAGGACUUCACCCUUAUGACCUCCGGUCCCACCUCCAAAUGCCCUCUUCUUGAGGAUUAGGGCUUCCAUAAGUGAAUUUGGGGGCAGCAUACCAGGGCGGUGUCUCGCAGGCAGAAGGUGCGUGGCCGUGUGGACCUGCUUCCUUUUCCUGGAGGUUUUGCCAUGUUUAGGGAUGAGGGUCCUGAGUAAGUCAGACCGUAACCCUCCACCACCAGCCAGGUGCCCAGGGCCCUGUUCCCACCUGGGUUUCCAUCUUGCUGGCCUUUAUCUUCUCUCCCCAAAUCCUCCAGAGACAUCUCUCUGCUCCAUUCUACUUGGCCCCUUUCUGGAAGUUCUUCCUUCUUAAAGGUCUUGCUGUGAGUAUGGAAAGCACACUUAUCCCACAUAGUCUUCUCUUUUCUCUGCAACCUCGCAGGCCAGAUGUGUGGCUUCUGCUCCAUGAUCUCCCACUGGCCUGCCUCCUUCCACAGGGCCUGUCUCUCAAACCCCGCCAGCCAGAGGGUGGCACUUACCCAGCGCCCUA